Molecule: messenger RNA, 7517 nt
Organism: Cataglyphis hispanica
Lineage: Eukaryota; Metazoa; Arthropoda; Insecta; Hymenoptera; Formicidae
Gene: Mid1
Exons: 4
Coding region: 1-3276 (1091 amino acids)
Biological process (GO): calcium ion import across plasma membrane
Cellular component (GO): plasma membrane
Molecular function (GO): stretch-activated, monoatomic cation-selective, calcium channel activity
Source: RefSeq, a predicted model, not a curated record
AUGCGGCUCGAUCCGUUUGGACUCACGGGACCACCCACGUCGAAAAAACGGAGAAGAGAGAAGAGGAGAGAGGAAAAGAAGGAGCAGCAGCAGCAAUUGUGGUCAUCGUCGUCGUCGUCAUCGGCCUCGUUCGUCGAGUGCAUACGGUUCGUUCGCGCCGCGUCGACUAGAUCGUUUUCCGGAUCGAUUCGCGAUCACGUUAAGGCCCGACACCACGACGGGCCCGAUAACGAAGAAGCCGGAACUGCCACUGCCUUUCGCGUCCCUCGUGAUUCCGCUUCGCGCGGCGUGGUGCGCGCACGCGCGCGCGAUUGCCACGAGGAUCACGAGGACGAGAAUGAUUACGACGGCGACGCCGACCUCGGCGUCGUCCUUGCCGGCGCGCCGCCCGCGCGAACGCGCAUUCUCUGUGUCGAUCGUCCGUCGCCGCAACGACGGGCCCCGCGUUUCGCUCGAGGAGCAAGAGGAAGGGCACGGAGGAGACGGGAGAGAGGAGCGAUCCCCGAGAAAAGGUCCGACGUGGCUGCCUCGGUUGUUCCUUUCGUCGACGUGCUUGCUUACACUGCCUAUAGCGAUGACAGAGACGACGAUGACGACGACUACGGUGACGACGAGGGACGAGCGCGUUACAAGCGAAAGAGGAUUCACGAUGGACCCAAAGAAGACCAUGACAAGCAUACCGAAAAUGGAAACGACGACGCACGUGUUAGUGUUCCGGGUAACGAACAUGAACGUAGAGACGCGAAAGAAAACGCGUCUCGCGAGGACUACAUCCGCGCCGAGGUGGAUGCAAUUAAUUGUGGUGUGUCUAAGAGUGAUCAUCAGUGGGCAUUGUCAUCUUCAUCGAUGGCCGAGAGAAAGGAUCGUUGUUGCGAACGCAUUGAUAAUUACGAUUGCGAGCACCCGACAGUGGACGAGGAGUUUGACAGGCAAGAACGAAGAAAGGGAGAAGAACAGAGACGUAGCGAUAACACUGCCUGGUUCCAAAAGCCAAUUACUAGAAGGAGAGGAGGAGGAACAGGGGAGAAGCCGCAUACACGCAGAAGUUAUUACAGGCUGCUGCUAUUUAUGCUAUAUCUUCUGGCAUGGCCCCUGCUGUGCUCGACCAGUCCCUCGGGUCACUUUACCUCGACCUUCACGCAGAAUCCGACCCUCGCGCACAUCAAGAAUCCCGCGCAGCGAGGGAACGUCUCGCCGCCAGAUGCAUUGUAUUCGUCGUCGACAGUCAUCAUGCAACACCAGCAACCGCAACAAUACGUUCAGAAUAGCGAUUAUAAUACCGAUAACGAGCGUCAUCGUCAUCACCAACAGCAGCAGCAACAGAGGAAAGAAAAGCGAGAGGAUUCGGAUCGAGAAGUGGAGCCUCAGUCAUGGUUUCCCGACAGAACAAUGUACACCUGGGACGUGAACCAGUUGAAUCCUUGGCUGUCGGCCUGCGAUCUGGCGGGACCAGCGCCGGCCGAUCUUCAGGGUAGCUGCGGUCCACCGGAAGUGCCCAAGUAUUGUCCGAUGCCGUGCGAGAAUGAAAACGAGAUGAUCGACAGAGCGGGAAUCAACAGCGCGAGGACGACGACGACGACGAGAAUGGGGGUCGAGGAGAAAAAGAAGGAGGAGGGCGUACGGACUGCCCGGGAACAGUGCCUUUUAUAUCUCGAGGAGUCGCACAAGGGGAAGAUCUGUGGGGACGAUUCUGGUCGGAGUAGUACGCCAAAUUUUUUGAGAAGGGAUCGAUAUCGGUUCAUGAGCAGGCUGCGUCUGCGGCAUUGCUGUGAGCAAACGGUGGUCAACGCCCUGGCGCCGGGCAAGGACAGCCCGCUCGAGGACGUGCUAAAUGGCGGUCAGAAAUGCGUCGAUGUCCUGGACAAGUUGUUGAUCGUCGAUGCCCUGGCCGCGAGGCUGCAUUGCGAGUUCGAGGAGGUACUGGCGCGCUACGAUUGCGCCCAGCCGUACUCCGUCAUCCACAACUGCACCCAUUGCAAGGAGGCGUAUAGGAAAUGGGUGUGCAGCUCCCUGGUGCCUUACUUUGCUCACGGGGGACCGAUGGACGCGGAAACCCCGGGGGGCAGCCGGACCGGCACCAGACUAAGGCCCUGCCGAUCCUUCUGCCAGUCCGUGGAGCAACGUUGCCCCUACUUACUUCCGGGCGAUCGUGCCCCCGCGUACCCCACGCAAUACGCCGGCGAACCCACCUUUCUUUGCGGAGAUCCGAACAUCCCCGAGACCGGCGAGCAGGCCGCGAGGGCGUUGCACAACAGCAAUGACAGCGAAUGCUGUUUCCACAUGUGCGCCGAGGACGCACCAAUAUCGGGUAUCUGUGCCAAUUGUGAAGAACCGUGGAAACAUGGCAGGUUGAACGACCCCUCGACAGCUCCCCAGUGCGACACUGCCGCCCCUCAGUCUGGUCCUACCGGUCAGCAGUAUCCGGGCUCGCAAGCGGGCCAACCGGAAGCGGCCACGGAUCGCGAGCCCGGCGACGACGGCCAGGAAACAAGCACCGCAUCUUCCUCGUCCAGCACCCCGGCAUCUUUAUCGACCACCACCACCGACAAACAGGAGACGUUGUUUUGUGGCAGCGGCCGCAUCGGCUCGAUACCAAGCGCGUCCUCGCCCGGUCGAUCAAGCCCGUCGAUCGUCCUCCAGCUCUUCUGGCUUUGCUCGGUCUUAAUUUCCCUCCCCGCGAACGCGCUGCAAUACAAUCUCGCGACCUCCUGGAGCCCCUUCGGCUUUUUUCGGUUGAUCGGUUCCGGCCUGCCGGGCGCGUUCCUCCUGAGAAGGACACUCAACGAUCUUCGCGCUUCCGCUUUCGAUCCACGCUCGACCGGAAUCUACCGACACGCCGUCGUGCGGUGCCUCCUGUUCAUCCUCUGGAUGCCCAGGCGGGCGGUGACGAAAUGCCGUCGUCGCGGAUGGUGGUGGUGGAGGUCCUGGAGGAGAUCCAGCAGCCGGCACUUUCGCUGGAAAUUUCCUCGUCGCGCCGGCGGCGUCGCGUCCUGGCGAUCGGUCCCGCGCGAUGCGUCGACUUCGUCGAUCCUCGUGCUGUUCCUCAAGUUUGCGUGGAAGUGUCGGUGUCGCGAUUGGUGGUGGUUGUGGCGCCGGUGGCGGAAGUGCGGGUCGACGGAUGGACAAGACGUGGGACUCGUUCGGAGAAAACGUUCUACGACGAUUCACGGGACGCGUCGUCGAGGACACCGGCGGCGAGGAAGCGAUCCCGACGGAGUUUUCGGGACGGACGUCGCGUGUUCGGCCAAAGCGACGUCCAGGAAGGACCCGCCAUAGAGAGGCGAAGUUCGCUUUCCUGGAUACGCAGGAUCGUACGGGUUUUUUUCUAUUUUCGGCAUCUCCGUGAGAGUCUUCCCUCGCGGAAUAUGCCAGUACUCGAGAAGUACACAGGGUCGAUCGAAGCGAGAUUCGAUCGAGAACAGACCGAUGUAAACGGAACGUCGCGUCGAACGCAACGCAAAAAGAUACGAAGGAUUAGAGGAUGUUUUUUAAAGAUGCACGGGUAGAAAGAACACCAACACCGCGAGGAGUAUAGCGAGAGGGCGAAAAGGAGGAUCAAGCGGAGGAGCGCGGGACAAUUCGGUUCCGCAGAUUGGAGCAAAAGGGGGAGCAAAGGGAGAACAACAUAGAACAACAACAACAUCAACUAUAAAAAUAACAAGAACAACCGAGAAUGAAGGAAACGUAACGUCUAGCGCUAAUAAUAAUGAUAAUAAUACAAUAAUAAUGAAUAAAACAAAAUAAAAUAAUAAAUAAUGAAUAAUAAUAGUUAAUAAUAAUGAUAAUGAUGAAAUAAUAUAAUGAAGAUUAAAUAAUGAAGUAUAAACGAUAUAAAUAUAUAAAUAUAUUAUAUAUAAAGAGAAAAACGAUUGAAAAGAGUAACGUUAAAGUAAACGAUAGAAUAAUAACGAUACGAUUAUUAUUACACAUUAAAUUACGUUACACACAGAGUGCAAGAAUGAGCGUGAGAAUGUGAGAAAGAGGGAGAGAGAGAGAGAGAGAGUGAGAGAAAAAGGGAGAACAAGAGAGAGUGAGAAAGAGAGAGUGAAAGAGGAUGACAAAAAGAGAAGAGAGAAAAGAUGACAGAUGUAAAAAUUGACAAAGAUAGACAUACAGGUACACAAAAUAACACAUAUACAUAUACAGAGGAGCAUAAGUCGUUAAAUUUUAACGAGGUAGCAUUAAAAAGAAAAAAAAAACUGUAGGUAGAUAGUUUCUUCGCGGCGAAAGAAUGGUCGAGGGAGGUUUUUCGAACGCGCUAAGUAGGAGGCUGACGUAUUCUUCUAUAGUCGGUGUGAAGGGCCUGCUCGAGGAAGGGGGGAGUAAAAAUGCGUGGCACGGGAUGAUAAAUAAGCACGGCGUUAUCGAGAUAUAAUAUGUGUUCGUUUAGACAUUACCGUAAAUAAUAAUCAUAAAUAUAAAACAUAGAGAAUUCUAAUGAGAGAAUUGAGAGUCGAUGUGGAGAGGGUGUAUACGAGUGAGUGUGUGCGAAUGACAGGAGAAGAAAGGGAGAGAGAGAGAGAGAGAGAGAGAGAGAGAGAGAGAGAGAGAGAGAGAAUGAUGAAAGAAAAAAACGUGAGGAUGAGAACAUGUUGGACGACGCGUUUCACGAGAGUCACGUGGGUGAUUUACCGAGAUGGAAAUCGAGAUUCGGGAGGGAGGAAGAAUUUUUAGAAUUUCGAAUUUUUUCUCUUCGUCGUGUCGGGUGAGCGCGAAAACGCGAGAUUCCGAGAUAAUCCCUUGGCUCACAUUCCGCAUUACGAUCACGGACGCGACACGAUGCGUUCGAUUAUCGAGAUCGACCAUGUGGAAGGCAAGUGUCGUGGUCGGUCGCGUUGAAAUCACGUUGGUGGAUUUCGUUUCGAGCCGGUGAAAGUGUCAGGACUUCGAGUCUUUCUAGGCUUGCCAUGAUUGUUAAGCGUCAUCCUGCCUCGGUUCUUUCCUUCGGAUUUUACGCGACUAGUUCAUUAAGUUUCGAGUUUGUAUCGAUUUGCGCUUUUUCCCUUUACCUGUUACGCUCCUUUCUCCAUUUCAUUCUAUUCAUUUUUCCGUUAUUGGUUUUCUCUGAUUUUCGCAUCCUUUUUUUUUUUUAUUAUUGGGGAAAUCUUUUUGUGGAAGAUUGCGCGCGCUUUCAUUCGUAGCUUCGGAGAUCUUUUGCAAUGGUAUAUCUUGUGCAGAUAAAAGAUCGAAGUCGAUUGCGAGUCGAUUUUGGGAUAGAGACAAUAAGAAUUUUAAUUACAUUAGUGGAAAUUCUAAAUAAAUGCGAAAUGAAAGUCAGGAGUGCGAAGGUUUAGCUACUUUUUAGCAAUAUACGAAAGAAUAAAAUCCUACGAAUCCUCCAUCAAACGGAAGAUGCGAACAAAGAAGCGCGGGGAAAUAAAAGUACGCGGAGUUAAAGCUAUGCAAACAAAGGAAAAAGGCAUCGCAGAGAUACGACAGAUGAAUCGACAAAAGAACGACGCGCGAAUAACGGCAGGGUAUAUUAACCAAAGGAAAUUUUGAAUCUCAAGGGGAGCGGUUCUCGUUUUGUGUAAUAAAAGACUUGGUAUAACCGAAUUUUCCGAAAACAGGAAAAAAAAAACAACGCACGCACACACAUACACACACACAUACAUAUACAGAUUCGUGCGCGCGACCACUAUCAUCGAUAAAAAAAUAAAAAGCAGGGCAAGAGAGAAUGUCCUCGAUCAUGUAAAAUAAACCGCGGAGCAAGAAGAAGGUGUUUUUUGAUCACGUGAAAUAAGAACAAAGUCUUCGAUCACGUCAAGUUUAAUGCAGAAGUAGAAGAGGAAACGAAGAGGGAUGAAGACGGCAGGGAGUAAUAUAUAGGAGGAAGAGAAGAUCACACGAUACGCACAAAUUCGCCCACCGCCUAAAGAAAUCGUGCUGUUACUUGUUUGUGUUGUUUCUCGUUGUUGAACCGAGUGAUGCCACGCGAGGGUGGAACACUGACAGAAAAGAGAAAAAAAAAAGACAGCCUCUUAUAAGAAAUGUAUCUAAUAUAUAAUAUCUAUCUGCCAUCGCACACAUACACGGAAGAAAAGCGGGGUGCGGCGGUUCGAUUUAGCGGCUCGUCGUAGUCCCGAUCUCUUAGAAAGACACACGCACACACACACACACAAACACACGUCCACACGAACAGACUGUUCACGCGCAAGUCAUUCCCGUUAGCGCGAUUGCAUUGCGCGAAAGGCGACGGUGAAGGAAAAUCGUAUCUUGCGCGAAAUCGUACACCUGUUCCAGUCGGUGCGACCAGGUGAUUCGACUCGAGAAAUAACGUCGCGACGCCGACGCCUCUUUCUGGUACGACAAGAGGGAGGCAACCACCUCGGCUCGCUUCUUUCCCUCUUUUUUUCUCUGUUGGAUUUUUCGUCGUAUUUCCUCUCUCUCUUCUUUGAUCGUAAUUUUGCGGAGAUCAGCGAAAAUUGGUCGAGUUUCUUUUAAUUUCACGCUGAAAAAUGUGUGAUCUAAUAUACAUUAAAAAAUAUGCUUAUGUAAAUAUAUCUGCUACAUUUGUAUAAUUAUAAAUAAAUUAUAUUAGAUGUAGCGCUAUAAAAUUAUUAUCAGAAUUAAUUAUAGCAUAUUUUAUCAGACGUGUCAUGUCUGUUAUUUUCUUAAGAAUUUCAUUUCGAAGUCAAAAUUGAAAAGCUUCUCGUUGCGAUUGUUGUUUAAUACCACUCGGGUUGAGAAGUUGAACGAAAAGUUUAACUUUGAGAUGAACGAACGGACGUUUCGCAAUCUCGCGUUAAUAAUUAAUACCGGCGAAAUUGUCCGACGCAGAUGUAAACGCGGCCUAAUUACGCCGAAGGGGGCGAAGCUCCGGAGAGCAUAAUUUUGCAAUCAAGUUCGAUGGAUGCGAAAGGAACGCCGCGAGGGUCGAGGGGAGUGGAGGAGGGGAAAGAAAAACGGGCGCCCCCGUGCUGAGUCAGAAGUGCGCGCGAGUCGCGCUUUGAUUAAUCGUCGCCGAAUCCGUUUAUAAUCUGUUACGCCGCGUCGCGGAGAGACGUCCAUUAUCGGUCCAAAACAACGCCCGCUCGCGCGGCGAUCUUAAUUCGCCGAAUAAUUGGACGAAAGACAUUGGAGUCGAGUCCGACUAACGAGAUGAGAAAAUCGAAUCCUUAGCCCUAAACUUGGCAAUUGCGAGAUGCAUCCUCCCUUGUUUACUCGACUCGAGCAAUUUCUAACUUUUGAAAUUAUUUUCUCGGAACUCGCGGAAUCUUCUUGGCCUAUUAUAAUUUCUUUAUAUACUCUCUUGUAUGUAUAAUAUAUAUUAUAAUUCUAAGAUCAUAUUAAAUUAUAUUAAAUUUAUUAUUAAUAUUCUCUUUUAUGAUACAUCAUAUGCAAAUCUAUUUUUUUUUAGCCAAAUUUAAAAAACAAUUACUCAAAACUUUUAAUUUCUAUUAUCUCAAAAAAAAAAAAAAAUGGAAAAUCUAAAUUGCAAUUUGGAAAUUCCGGGAACAUAGCUGCGGCAUCGGUAUGUGUUUUAUGCGCAUCUAUAUUCAUAUAGACGUAAGUGC